Ostertagia ostertagi is the source of this 1038-nucleotide messenger RNA. Lineage: Eukaryota; Metazoa; Nematoda; Chromadorea; Rhabditida; Trichostrongylidae. The record is from the annotation of a GenBank genome assembly.
AUGUUUUUGGUCGUAUUUUAUCCAUACUUGAAUAUAAUUUCGCGACGUCGAAAGAUUGGGCGUUUUAUGGAGGGUUUUGGCAAAAAGGAAUAUCCUGUUCCAUUCAGCUCCAUUGUAAAAAACACGGUAUCCAGUACUCAUUCAUUAAUCACACGCCUUGGUGAUCAUUUAAACCGAGGAAUCCAGCUAGUUGGAGAGGAAUUCUUGGAAAAGAAAUGUCAUAUGCUAUUUACAUUCUAUACGAAGCUCCUAAUUGCUGUGUUGGAGGAGUCCUCGAAGAUUGAUGAUGCAUUGCUCGCUAAAAUCAUUCCGCUCAUCGCAAUAGGGCUCAAAAGUGCUCUCCCAUCUUUCCGUCAGGCAUCGUUGAUGGUAAUCUGUCAGCUGGCCGUAACCGUGAAGUUAACGCCAGAUGUAGUGGCAUCACUCACGAAGGUUGUAUUGAUGAAGCUUCGGAGCAAUUCACUGGAAAGCUCGCUGUCAACUCUAAUUGUUUUAUGCCAACAACAAUCAGUGGAGUCCCUGUCAAUCAAAGCAGUUCUAAAAACGUUGCGCAAUGAGCAAGAGGUUUGGUCGGCUCUGAAAAGUUAUCGAGAAAAAACUGAUCUAACUCCACUUUUGAAACCUCUAUGGGCAACUCUGUUCUCCAUUGCUAAUGAAGAGUCAUACGAAGCAGAUCACAAGCAGUGCUUGCAUGCGUUAAGAGAAACCUCUGAACCAGAAAAUCUUCAUGGUCCGCAGGCAGCUGUUUUCUUAACGAAGCUUCUUCAGUAUCCAGAACUGCGAUUGCUCUAUGAGAACAAAAAGUUUUGCAAGCACGUUUACAGCUUGGUGGCCAGAUUCUCGGAUCAAUGGGAAGAAAUUUGUGCGGAAUGGACUUCACGUGAUGAGAACGUCCUUACUUGCAUUGUUAAACAUUAUGCUUUGGAACCACUCAUGAUGGUUCAUGCACGAAACGAGGCAAAAAAGAAGCGUUCUCGACGAAGGUCCAAUUCCAUGCGUAAAAGCCUCUGCAAUGUUGAAACAAAUGAUAAAACAGAG